This is a messenger RNA of Sceloporus undulatus (fence lizard), 1305 nucleotides long. It is a transcript of the gene EVX1, whose product is annotated as even-skipped homeobox 1. Gene Ontology annotation, cellular component: nucleus. The record is from RefSeq and is a predicted model, not a curated record. Bases 1 to 1305 code for a protein of 434 amino acids. Gene Ontology annotation, biological process: regulation of transcription by RNA polymerase II. Gene Ontology annotation, molecular function: RNA polymerase II cis-regulatory region sequence-specific DNA binding; DNA-binding transcription factor activity, RNA polymerase II-specific. The transcript has 3 exons. NCBI's taxonomy places the organism in Eukaryota, Metazoa, Chordata, Lepidosauria, Squamata, Phrynosomatidae.
AUGGACGCCAGGAAGGAGAUGGUGAUGUUCCUGGAAGGGGGUCCCCUUGCCCCCCUGGUGGGCAAGAGGGCAUCUGGCUUGGCAGAGGUGGUGGGCAGCCCCCGCCCAGAGCCCUCUCAGGACAGCAAGGGGCUUCACCGGAGGGGAUGCCUCAGCCCCCGAGCAGGACCCCUGUCCUCCCGAGAAAGAGGAGGAGGAAGAAUAGAAGAUGGAGAGGAAGAGGAGGAGGAAGAGGAAGACGACGAGGAGGAGGAGGUGGAAGUCCUGCCAGGGACAGGGACGGUCCCCGAGAGCCGCUCGGCGGCGGCAGCGCUGCUCCUCUCGGCUGGAGCGGAGCCUUCUCCCCUCCCGCCGCCCCCGCCGCCCCCCCUCCACCGCCUCUCGGCCAAAGGCCAGCAGAGCAGCUCCGACACCGAGUCCGACUUCUAUGAGGAGAUCGAGGUGAGCUGCACCCCGGACUGCGGCGCCGGCGGCGAGGAAUACCACCAACAUGGCAAAGGACAACGCUCAGAGAACUCGGCAGGGAGCCCCAGCAGCGGAGGAGAGCCCCCGAAAGGCAGUGGGGCCGGAGGCGGAGGCGGAGGAGGCUCGCAAGGCUCCCUGUCCUGCAGCGCCAGCGAUCAAAUGCGCCGCUACCGGACGGCCUUCACCCGGGAGCAGAUCGCCAGGCUGGAGAAGGAGUUCUACCGGGAGAAUUACGUCUCCAGGCCCCGGAGGUGCGAACUGGCGGCUGCCUUAAACCUACCAGAAACCACCAUCAAGGUGUGGUUCCAAAACCGUCGGAUGAAGGACAAGAGGCAGCGCUUGGCCAUGACCUGGCCCCAUCCCGCGGACCCGGCCUUCUACACUUACAUGAUGAGCCACGCGGCGGCCACCGGCAACCUGCCUUAUCCCUUCCCUUCCCACCUGCCUCUCCCCUACUACUCCCCGAUGGGGCUGGGGGCCGCCUCCGCUGCCGCUGCCGCCCCCUUCAGCUCCCCGUUAAGACCCCUGGACACCUUCCGCGUCCUCUCGCACCCGUAUCCGCGGCCCGAGCUGCUCUGCGCCUUCCGACACCCCUCGCUUUACGCGGCGCCGGCCCACGGAGGGGCGGCAGGGACCCCUUGCUCCUGCCUCGCUUGCCACGGGGGACCCAGCAACGGCCUGGCCCCCCGGCCCUCCGGAUCGGACUUCCCCUGCCCCGCCGCCGCCAGCGCCACCCCCAGGACGGACUCCUUCCUCACCUUCACCCCCUCCGUCCUCAGCAAGAGCUCCUCCGCUUCGGGGGCCCUGGAUCAGCGGGAAGAGGUCCCUUUGACCAGAUAA